This is a messenger RNA of Oppia nitens, 953 nucleotides long. RefSeq names its product protein furry homolog. The transcript is spliced from 3 exons. The record is from RefSeq and is a predicted model, not a curated record. NCBI's taxonomy places the organism in Eukaryota, Metazoa, Arthropoda, Arachnida, Sarcoptiformes, Oppiidae. The coding region runs from base 295 to 927 and encodes 210 amino acids.
ACAACCAAUGAGUAUAUGUGUGACAAUCAAUACAUUUAACACAUCCAACACUUGUCAUUCACACCAACGACAACAACAAUAACACCAAUAGUUUGGACACAAAUAUCAGUGAAACCGCAUGCGCUCAACUACAUCACCAGUGGAUCAAUUGAUGACAACAUCAACAACAAUAACAGACAAUAGGCAUAAUGAUCGUCAAGUUAAGAGAAGAGAAAAAAGGAUUAAUUGUUGGACAGUUUGGACUCAUUCAGGAAUCACCAGAAAUUGAAAGCAAUUGCCGUCGCGUCCACUAAUAUGACUGACACGAGCACUGAUCUCUGCAAAUGUCUAUACAAAAUGCAUUAUCAACUCAUGCUUCUCAUCGAAAGCUAUCUAAAACUGAUUAGUUUGUUGAAGACAAACACCAGUCAAUGUUCAAUGCUUUUGGUGUCUAAUCUGUCUCAAGAGGUGACAGCCGUAAAGUGUGAACUAUUGAAGACAAUAACGACGGCCGCAGACGACACGGAAAGCGAUCGCCAAUCGCAGUGUUCGGCGUCACCACAACCGUCAUCGUCGACGACAUCGACCACUUCAAGCAACAGUACAUUAGACGGCAAUAACUCGUUAACUGAUUACGAAUGUCAUCUAAAAGAGUUGGUUGUCAGCCAACAGUUUGCUAAAGCUAUCAAACUAUUGCAUCGAAUGCGGACACAGUUUCCCGAUUACUGCUGUUUCGGUAUCAAUGAUGGUAUCAGUAGUGGUGAUGAUGUCGAUGACGACAACAUAGUUAACAUAGUAUUGACAGUAUAUUGUAAUAUAUUAUGUGAGUCCCGAUCAUACUAUUUGGUAAUUACCGAACCCGAACACAAUCCGGCAGAAAUUACCCGUCAACUGAUGGACACUAGUCUACAGUUGUCGUCGACAUUACAUUCACUUGAUUUGGGAUAAAAUACAAAAACAAUUGAUAAUUAAGA